UCCAAAACGUCGAGGAGUGAUGUCUCUUAAACAUAUGAUGGAAGUUUCCCUGGAAGACAUUAACUAUCUUUCAUGUGAACGUGACCUGAAUGCCAGCAUUGAACAUUCCUCGUCUCUUCUGCUGCCCCAUUCUGAGAGUCGAGAAGUGAGAACAGAUAAACAUACACUUCUCCGUCAGCAUCCUGAUGCUCCACGCUCAAAACUGCCUGUUCUAAAGUCAAAGUGUGUUCCUGUGAAGCCUGUCAACCAGCAGAGUUUCACAGAUGAACCCUCAGAAUGGCUGGGCGUGGGGUCGAAUCAUAUGAAGAAAGGUACAGUGAAAAAUAUCAACCCUUCAUGUGAGUCUGACCUUACUGUCAGUGUUGCCCCUUGCUCAUUUUUGUUGCCCUUUCAGGCAGCCAACCAGUGAGGAUGGACAAGCGUACACCUGUCCGCAAGCAUUCUGUUGCUGGACGCUCAAAACUGCCAGUUCUGAAGUCAAAGUGUGCUCCUGUGAAGCCUGUCAGUGGAGAGAAAUUCAAUGAUAGACCUCCAGAGCAUCAGAUGAAAGUGUCACUGAAAGACUUCAGCUAUCUGUGUAAGUCUGAUCUGAAUGCCAGCGUUUGCUGUUCCUCAUCUCUUCUGCCUCCUUCUGGGAGCAGACCAGUGAGGAUGGAUAAACGUAGGCUUUUCCAGCAGCAUCCUGAUGCUCCACGCUCAAAACUGCCCAUUCUGAAGCCAAACCAUGUUCCUGUGAAGCCUGUCAACCAGCAGUGCUUCACAGAUGAACCCUCAGAAUGGCUGGGCAUGGGGUCUUGUGAGAAUCAGGUGAAAGUUUCACUGAAAGAUCCUCCAUAUGAGUCUGACCUGAAUGUCAGUGUUGAGUGUUCAUCAUCCUAUCUGGCAGUAAGAGUAGGCAAAUCCCAGCAUCCUGCAGCUGUUUCCAAACACUUGCCUGUUUUGAGGCCACGCUGUGCUCCUGUCAAGCUUUUGGGUGGACAGAAGUUCAUUGUCGAAGCACCAGAACAUCAAACGUCGAGGUUUCCUCCUUUAGUGAAUAAGGCAGAGAGGACUGGCACUGACCCUUCAUGUGGGUCUGAUUGGAAAGUUAAGUCUCACCUUUCCUUACCCAGCCUGCCACGUCUUACAAGUGGAGUGAAGAUGGGAAAACAUGUGCCUCUGCAUGUUCCCGUGUUUACAAAAUUGCCUGCUCUGAAAGCAGCUCAUGUUCCUGAGCAACCUGCUCUUCCUUCAAACUUCAUGUUUUUUCCAUUUGAUGUUGAGGAUGUCAAGAUGAAGAGGGCUCGGUCAGUAAAAAGAAGCCCUCCUCUGCCUUCAAGGUUCCACUCUGCAACCUAUUUUUAG
This is a messenger RNA of Danio rerio (zebrafish), 1344 nucleotides long. Lineage: Eukaryota; Metazoa; Chordata; Actinopteri; Cypriniformes; Danionidae. The record is from RefSeq and is a predicted model, not a curated record.